GAGGCGGAGGUGGGUCGGCUAGACCCGCACAGACAGCGAAGGAGCUGGAUCCCGACCGACCGACCGGGGCUGAGCCGACAGACUCAGGUUCUGAUCUUUGGAACUACACUACGGGAGCUGCUCUUCAGGCCCCCAGCCCCCUGCUCCUGGACCUAUGGAUUCUCCAUCUAGCAUCUUUUCGUAUUCCUCCUCCUCUCUCUCCCCGUCAUUUUCCACGUCCCCUGUGAACAGUGACUUUAGCUUCCCUUCUGAUAAUGAGAGGGAGGGCAAGGGCACCCGUGAGCUCAGGCCAGACACUGUGCGUCGGAGAGGAGGUUCCAGGCCCAGUCCAGGCCCUAUCCGCUGCAGACAUCGACCCAGGGUUUCUAGUAACCAACAUACAGCGUCUCAUCUGGAACAGCAAGGAUCUGAAGUCAAAAGAUCAAGAGACGGUCAACUGGAGACAAGUCUAAACAUCCAGGGAUGUACUACAGAGGGAGACCUGCUCUUUGCUCAAAAGUGUAAAGAACUCCAAGGGUUCAUUCGGCCCCUCACAGACUUACUGAACGGACUAAAGAUGGGUCGCUUUGACAGAGGAUUAAGUAGCUUCCAACAGAGUGUGGCCAUGGACCGGAUCCAGCGUAUAGUGGGUGUUUUACAGAAGCCUCAGAUGGGAGAACGUUAUCUAGGAACCUUGCUGCAGGUGGAAGGGAUGUUAAAGACUUGGUUUCCUCAUAUAGCUGCCCAGAAAUCAUCCUCAGGAGGUAGCAGGCAUCAGGUAAGCAAGCACUUUCCUAGCCACCACAGUGACUCGGGUGCUGCUUCUCCUGCACCUCUCAUAGAGAAGAUGGGCCAAACACAGCUGGGACAUUUGGUUUUGAAACCAAAGCAGCCUUGGCACCUCACUGGAUGGCCAGCUAUGAACCUCACCUGGAUCCAUAACACUCCCAUCUGUAACCCUCCCCUCAGCUCCCCAGGCUCCACCUCUGGCCACAGCCCCACAGGCACUGGAGCCAGCAUUGGUGUCAUCCUUGUCCUCCAGAAAGGAGGACAACCCUUCACCCAUUCUGCCCCGGGCACUCCGAUCCCACCAGCUUCCCUGUCUCCUGUCACCUCUGGUGAUCCAAAGAAACUGUCUGGAGAGGAGCCUCGGUGCCACAGUUUGCCAGUAACACUGCCGUCAGACUGGAGCGGCAUCCUUUGUCCACCUGUCCUUCCUGCCACAGACAGAGAGAUGGCCAAAGGACACCCGGAGCCACAGACGGUUAGCCAUCCUCCAGUUGCUCCUGAUCCUCAGCCCUGACCCAGGCUCUGCAACUGUCCCAUUCCCUAUUUGUAUAAAUAUAUGUUUCUGUGUACUUUUUUUUUUUUACUUUUAAUGUAUUUGUGGUGAGGAAAAAAUAAAUCCUUUCCGAUUAAAGACUUUUUUUUUUAA
This is a messenger RNA of Apodemus sylvaticus (European woodmouse), 1414 nucleotides long. RefSeq names its product circadian associated repressor of transcription (gene Ciart). The record is from RefSeq and is a predicted model, not a curated record. The coding region runs from base 155 to 1282 and encodes 375 amino acids. Gene Ontology annotation, molecular function: RNA polymerase II cis-regulatory region sequence-specific DNA binding. Gene Ontology annotation, cellular component: nucleus. NCBI's taxonomy places the organism in Eukaryota, Metazoa, Chordata, Mammalia, Rodentia, Muridae. Gene Ontology annotation, biological process: negative regulation of DNA-templated transcription; circadian regulation of gene expression. The transcript has 6 exons.